UCCCGCCGCCGCCCACAGCGCGGCGCUCACCCUCCUCUUGGUGGUCCAGGCCGGACUCAUCUCCGGGAGCCGAGAGCGCUGUCCGUGGCCAUGCGUGAGCCUGUCCGAGUGCCGGUCCGAGCAGCCGGCGUCCUCCGGGACCUCCGCGUCGGAGAGGAGCUGGAUGUGCCCGGGGACGCUCGUCUGCUGCAGGGAUCGCCGGAGUCGGGGUGGCGCCGACGCCUCGCCCGGGGCCGGGGCGGGGUCAGAGGGCGACGUGUGGUUCCCGGACGCCGUCCCCACCCCGCGGCCGUCGCUCAACCGGCCGCCGGGCGACGCCACCAAGAGACCGCCCGGCUACAUGCGCUACGACUACACGACGAGGCGGCCGUACGGCUACGACCACACGACCAGACGGUCGCUCUACACCGACCCUGCGGCCAGACGGCAGUACGACCAGGACGGGCGCGGGCGCCGGGCCAACGCCAGCGACGCCUCUGCAGUGCAGCGGCCCUACGGCCCGUACGCGGAUCCCUCCGCGGACCCGCCGCCGCCGGGGUCGGGGUGGUACGGCAACAGCAGGUUCCGCCCCUCCGACCUGAACGCAAACCGAGCCGGCUGGGGAUCCCAGGGGGCUCCCUCGUGGGGACCGCCGGGGCCCUCGAGCACGCCGCCGAGUAGGCAGCGCACCCGCCAGGACACCAAGGGGGCCCGCGUCAGCGAGCAGAAAUGCAACGAGUUCGCCCGCCUGCAGACGGAGCGCGUGGUGGCGCUGCCUCUGGUGCCCGACCCCAAGCCCUCCGUGCAGCACGUCCAGAAGUGCGACUCCAACUCCGUGCCGCUGGUUGUGGGCGGCCAGGACGCCAGGCUUCACGAGUUUCCGCACAUGGCUGCGAUCGGCUACCGGGGAGCUGGGACUCCGCCGAAGAUUGAAUGGAACUGCGGAGGCUCCCUCAUCAGUGAGCUGUUCGUGAUCACGGCAGCGCACUGCACGGCUACCGCUCAAGGCCCCCCGGUGCGCGUGCGCCUGGGCGAGCACAACCUCGAGUCGGCCGAGGACGGCGCCCGGCCCAUGGACAUUGCCGUCUCCAGCAUGGUGCGCCACCCGGGCUACCAGCCCCCGUCCCGCUACCACGACAUCGGACUCCUCCGCCUGGCCAGGAAGGUGCCCUUCUCCGCCGCCGUCCGUCCCGCCUGCCUGCACGUCGCUGACGAGGACGCCGCCGAGGAGGACUUCAACGGCGAGCCGCUCAUCGCCACUGGCUGGGGCCACACAGAGCAAUUGGGUGAAAGGAGCCAAGUUCUUCAAAAAGUCAUACUGAAUUCGGUAGAUCAGCCAACGUGCAACAAUCUCUACUCGGCUGAUGCCUCAACGUCGAGCCUCUCCAAGGGGAUAGUGGGGGACUCCCAGCUAUGUGCUGGAGUCCUAGACGGAGGAAAAGAUACGUGUCAGGGUGAUUCUGGGGGCCCGCUGCAAGUUACGAGUCGCGACAAUCAGUGCGUGUUUCACGUGGUCGGUAUCACAUCGUUCGGCAAGGUGUGCGCGGCCCGGAACUCCCCGGGGGUCUACACGAGAGUCUCCAAGUACAUCUCUUGGAUUGAGAGGCACGUCUGGCCGGAGGCCUGAGGCCUGGGCCUGUCGAAACCUUUCACUCUGCCUGCCAUCAAAUGUAGACGCGAAUUUGACGAAAACAAAUAAAAACUAUUCGUCAAUCCUGA
Frankliniella occidentalis (western flower thrips) is the source of this 1698-nucleotide messenger RNA. RefSeq names its product serine protease snake-like. Gene Ontology annotation, biological process: proteolysis. The record is from RefSeq and is a predicted model, not a curated record. Lineage: Eukaryota; Metazoa; Arthropoda; Insecta; Thysanoptera; Thripidae. Gene Ontology annotation, molecular function: serine-type endopeptidase activity. The transcript has 8 exons. The coding region runs from base 164 to 1606 and encodes 480 amino acids.